GCUGCUGUCUUGUUUGCUCAAAAUGGAUUCCCUGCAGAGUCACACAGUCACUCAUCUGACCUGAUGCAAUAAUCUGAAGUUGUCCAAAGCAUCCAGCACAGGACUUAAAUUCUGGACAGACUGCUUCAGAUCCACAUCUACAGUCACCCUGUAGGUAGCAGCACUACUGUGUGUGUGUGUGUGUGUGAGUGAGAGAGAGAGACACUGCUCUCCAACCAACAACAUGCUGAACAGAACCAAGAAGUUUGGAGGUCAGGAUGCUUGGCUCAGGAACAGGAACGUCACCUAUUUGGCCAAGAUUGCCUUUGUCCUCCAAGCUGCUCCAGACAAGAUGCUCACCUUUAUUCAGUUGAUGGACAGAAUAACACCUGUCAUCAGUGAAGACAAAAAAUUACUUGGGAACAACAUCAGAGUCUGUUUAUCGACUCACUCGUGUUUUGUCAAGAUUCCAGUCAACACAAAAGCAUUGCCCAGUAAGAGAAACUACUGGAAACUGGACUCCGGUCAGAUCACAACAAAGAUGGUGCGUCGUCACUUCAAAGGAAUCCUGCAGCUCUUUCCUGAGUUGGCCUCCAAAGUGGAAACAGAAGAAAGGAACGGAUCUUCAGAGGCCGCCUCAGCUCCCCGCUCUCCUGAACCUGCGGCCUGCAAAGCCGUUCAGAUCAGAUGUGAGGCCAAGUUCAGCAGUCCUUUCUCCAUCGAAUCCCUCCUGAAGAGAGACAGUCCCUGUGAUCGGCCCUCCAGACCUUCUCCGCUCUCCAGUGUGCAGGUCAGAGUGGAGCAGCAGCCUCGGCUCACACACGGACAGGUCGGAACGAAGAGGCCUCAGCUGGGACAAAGCUGGGACAGAGAGGAAGCUGGAAGUUCUCCCAUCUGCUCAACAGGUGGCAGCACAUACACUCCUAAUGGCGCAGCAAAGACCAUCAAGAGAGUGCAGAUGUGUGCAGAACUCUCAUUCCCCAACUACACAAGAGCUGCUCCUUAUUACACCAGCCCACACAGCGGUUACAUCACUUAUUCCCAUGAUCCUCUCUGUUUUCGAUUGUGACAAAGUUUUUCCUUUGUCAAAAUUGCACUUUUGUAUGGUUCAAUGUUUUUGUAUAUAAUGUACGCUUUGUUUAGUGAGAUGUUUCACUCUUCCAAUGCCCUUGAAUGGUCUCACUGUGCCACAAGUAUCUGAUUAGUUUUGGGCAUUAUUAUCAUGAUUGAGAGAUGCUGCCAUUGCCUCAAUUUAUACAUGCAGUAUGAUCGGUGAAAAGACAUGACUUUAUAGACAUUUUUAUAUAUAUGUUUGUUUCUUUUUUUUAUUGUUUCAUUUGUUAGGGGUCGGCAAAAUAUGACCGACCACUCGGCAUAAUUCUUGUCCGUAUUCUAAAGAAGAAGAAUGGAUUAAAAGUGGAGUUUUUUUACUA
Messenger RNA from Solea solea (common sole), 1412 nucleotides. RefSeq lists its product as uncharacterized. Bases 224 to 1048 code for a protein of 274 amino acids. NCBI's taxonomy places the organism in Eukaryota, Metazoa, Chordata, Actinopteri, Pleuronectiformes, Soleidae. The transcript has 4 exons. Gene Ontology annotation, molecular function: DNA-binding transcription factor activity; sequence-specific DNA binding. The record is from RefSeq and is a predicted model, not a curated record. Gene Ontology annotation, biological process: regulation of DNA-templated transcription.